This is a messenger RNA of Desarmillaria tabescens, 489 nucleotides long. Its product is annotated as tropomyosin. The coding region runs from base 1 to 489 and encodes 162 amino acids. The transcript is spliced from 4 exons. The record is from RefSeq and is a predicted model, not a curated record. Lineage: Eukaryota; Fungi; Basidiomycota; Agaricomycetes; Agaricales; Physalacriaceae.
AUGGCUGACAAGAUUCGAGAGAAAAUGAACAACCUUCGCUUGGAGGCAGACAAUGCUGUCACUCGCGCAGAGGAGGCCGAAGCGAAGAAUAAGAAAUACGAACAGCUUCUCCUUGAGAAGGACCAAGAGAUUACGUCUUUACAGCACAAGCUUGCGUUGCUGGACGCGGAUCUGGAGAAAGCCGAAACCAAGGUUCAAGAGUACAAGGUGGCUCAGGAGGAGGGCGAACAUUCCAAGUCGACGAACGACAGUCUACUGAGGAAGAUACAGCUGCUCGAAGAGGAGCUCGAUGUCGCGGAGAAGAACGUCAAGGAUACCGUCGAGAAGUUGCGCCAGGUCGAUGUGAAAGCAGAGCACUUUGAGCGCCAGGUCGGAAGGGUCGAGCAGGAGCGCGAUAUGUGGGAGAAGAGGUGGGAAGAAGCCCAGGCAAAGUACAAUGCGUCGAAGAAGGAGCUCGACGAACUCCUUCAGACUAUGGAAGGGCUCUAA